Molecule: messenger RNA, 5930 nt
Organism: Cinara cedri
Lineage: Eukaryota; Metazoa; Arthropoda; Insecta; Hemiptera; Aphididae
Source: the annotation of a GenBank genome assembly
CUCUCAAUAAUUUUUAAUGAUAAAACGCCUAAUUUGCUUUCUUCUUCCAUUUUUGGGUAAGUUUUUUUUUUAUUCCUUUAGCCAUUUAGCAUUUUUAUAGUAAAUACCCGCUACUAAACUCUCCUUCAAUAAAUCCACAACGGUUAGAGAAUAUCAACAUUUAUGUGUCUUAUGUCUGGGGUUCAAAACAAUUUUUUAAUGAGUAACUAUAACAUUUUUUUUUUUUUUUGGAAGCUUAUUACCCCCUAAAUACAUCUCUACUUUAACUCUGUUAAUGCACUCAUUUUUUAACCGGAUAUUUUUGGCACAAGUUUUUUUUAAACCGAAUCAAAUGUUACAGAUCAAUUGUCCCCGGAUAUUAAAACAUAAACAUGUAUAGUUUUAGGCGCUAUGAAAACUUAAAUUUAUAUUUUUAUUUAUUUAUUAUUUUUAAUCAAAUAAAACGUAUAAGAAAAGAAAAUUACAACCCAACGUUGGUUACACAUCAUUUACAAUAUAAUUUGCAUUUAAUUGUAGUGGUGAUGUUGAGUUCAUAAAAACAGAAUUUAUUUAUACAAAACAAUAUAGGUAGAACUAAUAGAAGUCAAUAUGGAUAUAAUAUUAAUAUACAAUCAAAAGUAGUUAUAGUUUAUAAUUUAUAAAAAUAUUAGUUUGAAAGAAGUAAAUUUAAAAAAAAAAUUAUUUUGGAAUCUUAUUUAAGGAGAUCCACAUAAAGUUAAUCUAUGAUAUUGCUUACCUCUCCCUCCAUCUUCCCAGAACAAAAUUAUUACUACACCUCUAACUCCGUCAGUAUAGAAUCUAUACUAUAAUGUCUAUAUAGUAUUUGAAUUAUCUAGUAUAGAUAGACGACCAGUCAAUCCAAUAGGAAAUUUGAUUAUUAAUCGGAUCGCUAAUCACGAUUUUAAAAAACACAGAUUUCUAUCCAUAUAAUAUAUCCUGAUGAAUAGUGAAAUUAUGAGUAUUAGGCUAAUACGGAGUUUUCUUUGUUGAGUGUGGCGUUGAUAUUUCAUACUAUUUAAUGAAUAUAAUAUGUAAGGUAUUUUACCUAAUAAUAAUUUCGAAAAUUAAUUACAGUUUUUUUUUCUUUGGUAUUAAAAUUUAAAAUAAUAAAUUUGAAUUAAAAAUAUUACUUAGGUAACUGCUUGGUUAUUCUGGUAUAAUAUCAGAUUGGAAAAUCGUUACAUACAUAUAGUGGACAUCUAAAACUUGAAAAACCGACGUUUAAUGAACAAUGAGGACCAUCAUAAAGAGAAAUUGAAUGUUAUUUAUACAAUAUAUUGUAUAAUUUAGUAUACAGAGUGAUCAAUCUAGCGUGAGACACUCAUUAUCUCAAAAGUAUUAACUUUUUUCAGAAUUUGCUUUAUUGAACAUUUAAGAUACAAGCAACACUAACAUUUUAGGUGGUUUAUGUUAUUUUUUGUCAUCCUUAUGUUUAGAGGUAAAACUACCGCCUACUUUUAAUUUUCAAACGGCCACCUAUAAUAAAAAUUCUAUAAAAAUAUGGAUAGUAUUAAUUAAAAUAAAUACUGUUGUUGAAAUUUUUGAUUUCCAUCAGUUCAUCGACGAGAUAUUCCACUUUUAAGUAUGGGUCGGUAAGAAUAUAUAGUGGUGCAAAAUUAAAAGUAUAUAAUGGUUUUAGCCCCGAAAAUAAAGGUCACCAAAAUAUAAUACCUGCAGGUACACAGAUGAUGUCAUCGGAAUUUAACAAUUACAACUAUACUUAUACUUAUCAUAAAAAAAAGACACACACAUUUAGUAAAACCAAUAGAUACGCUCUGAAUUUAAAAGUGCUAUUCAUAUUAUACCAGUGGUUUUCAAAAUUUAUUUUAUAAACUUACUUAAAAAGUCUCCCUACAUAAAAACAUAAUAUUAACUUGAAUUUUCUACAAGAAAAUUAUUCAAUAUAUGGGUCAAAUGUAUAGGUUUAGUGUAACUAUACGUAUUAUAUGGAAUAAAUAGUGAUUUUUAGAGAAAAAAUAUUUGAGAAAAGUUUGGAAACCGCGCUGAUUUACCACUACACCAUUCCCAUGUUAAUCCAGAUAAACUCUACAAAUACCGGUCGAUGUAAUAAAAGACAACCGAAAAAAAAAAAUGAAACAGACACUCGUCACGCCCUGUUGUUGUGAGUCCGUUGUUAAGAGAAAAUUUCAACUGUAAUAUAAUAUAUAUUACCUAUAUCUAAUUCUGCGAAAUGGAAAAAUGGAUUGGAAAAGUAGCCGUGGUCACCGGAGCUUCGUCUGGAAUCGGGGCUGAAACGUGCAGACAAUUGGUGGACAGAGGAAUGGUCGUCGUCGGGUUCGCUAGGAGAUUAGAAAAGCUUCAAGUACCUACCUAAUAUGUUUCCCAUCAGAUGGAAUUUUUUUUUAUAUAUAUAUUUUUGAAAACUCAAAAUUGUAAUCAAAAUAAUAUAAAGAAGAAUAAAAAAAGUGAUCAUUUUUUUUAUUAAGGCGUUGCAGAAAGAAUUGAAUGGAAAACGAGGCAAAUUUCAUUUCGUAAAGGUCGACUUGUGUUCCGAAGAAAACAUCGUGAAAGCUUUCAAAUGGGUGAAGAGUACAUUAAAAUCAGUCGAUGUACUUGUCAACAACGCUGGAGUUUAUAAAGAUAGCGAUGUAGUAGAGGGUUUGUAUUGAUUUGUGAAUGUUCAUAGAAAUUAAUACCUAUAAUUAUUUUAGAUUUUGAUUGAUGUAUUUUUUUAUUUUUUUUUUUUUAACGCUGUGAGCAACUUUUAUACUAGAAAUCUCGCUCUAACUAAAAAAUGAAAAGACACUUUAUUGAUGAAUUACAAAAUUUUAGUUGGUUUAUUACGGUGGCGCUUUUUUGAUUUUCCAAGCGGUUUUCAUAAUAUUUAGGAAAAACCGAAAAAAAAAGGCUACGAAAAAAGACGUAUUUACGGUGACGUUAGCGAUUUAUUUAUUUUAAAUUUUGUCAAAGUCCAUUUUCAACCAGAAACCAUAUUUCAUUUUUUAUGUGUUACCAUUAUUUCUGAAAAUAGAAAUAAAAAUUUACUCCGCAUUCACAAAAAAAAUUAUUUUAUUAUCAUUUUAUAUAUUUUAGGAUUUCCAGUACACAUUUUAAACACGUUUAAUUUAACACUUUUUAAUUCUAGUUGAAAGCAAAAAUAUUUUUUUCGGUUAUUCGACGGAUCGUUUAAUCCCUUCUACACUGACAGAAAAUUAUCCAUCCCACUCUACGAUUUUAUCGAAGGAAAUGGAAACAUUGAACUAAUUAAUUGAAAUUUUGUGAUUUAAAGAAGUAUUCCGGCGACGUCAUAUGCGUGUGUCAUGUUGUGUUUACAUAUGAAAUAUAUACCAGGUGAUCCAUUUAAAUCGGUACACUCAUUAUCUAAGAAGGUAUUCAUUUUUUACUAAAACCAGCGCGCACAGCUUGUUUAUAAUGCACUAUUACUCUCUUCCAACCCAAUCUUAAAAGCGGAAUAUCUCGUCAACGACUAGACAGAAAUCAAAAAUGUCAAUACUAUAAUUUAUUUUAACUAAUACUCCAUCUAUGUAUGGACUUUUUAUUAUAUGUAGCCAUUUGUUAGCCAAAAGUAGGUGGGGGUUUUGCCCCCAAAAAAAAGGAUGACAAAAAUAACACAAAUAUACAAUUGUAGAGUAGCUUGUUUCUUAAAUGUUCUAGAAAACAAAUUCUAGAAAAAGUUAAUACGUUCCGAGAUAAUGAGUGUAACCACUUAAAUGCAUCACUUGGUACUAUACCGAUAGCAGCAAAAAAUAUACUAACCAUUAUUGUAAUCCAACCGUCGAAUAAUGAGUUUAGCUUAACUCUGAAAAUUUUCCAGAGUAUUGAUUACUAAAUGCGUUGUCAAGAUUACAACGGCCAAUAAAAAUGUACCAAAUAGCACACGACACGAUACACUUGACAUCGCUGGAAUACCGUUUUAAUUUGAAUCUCAAAUUCGUAAUUAUACAUAUUUAUCAAAAUAAUUAAUUUACAGGGAACCCGGGCGAUUGGAAAUUAAUGUUCGACACUAACGUAUUGGCGUCGUGUAUAUGCAGUAAAGAAACAGUGAAAAUCAUGAAAGAAUUGAAAAUCAACGGUCACAUCGUGAACAUCAAUAGGUUAGGUUAAAUCUGUGGCACCGAAAUAGUUUAAAAAUACUCGAGCUAAUAAGCCCGAUCAUUAUAUUAUUAUUUAACAUAAAAUAUAUACCAACGUAUAUUAAAUUACAUAGUUAAUAAUACUAUUUAUAGUUAGAUUAUUAUUAUUAUUAUUAGAUACAAAUACUACUCAUACUAGGUAUAUUUCUCACCGCUGGCGUCACCCACCGAACCACCACCAAAAAAAUUGUUCAAACGGUCAACCGCGACCUGUACCCCGAGUUCGAUACCCUAGACUAUAUACGAUUAUUUCUGUUAUAUCGUCAAUUCUUAUAGAUAAAUGAUCUUUUUUAAAUUAUGUAUUUUUAGUGAUGUCGGUCACUAUCCGCCUACGUUGAUGCCAAACUUUAUCAUCUACGGUGCGACCAAGUUAAGUAGCGUUUCGAUCACUGAGAGUUUACGAGAACAGUUGGCCCUGCAAGAGUUACCGAUUAGAGUAACGGUAAUUUAUUUAAGUAUUUUUUUUUUUUUUUUUGUUACUUUUGAAGUGAUAAUAACAUCAUCCCACAAUUCAUGAUAUUAUUUCUCGUAAAAAUUCAUACGACUGUACAUGCCAUAAUAAGCUGAUGUUACAAUAUUUUGAAGUAAACAUGUAAACAUUUUAUAAAUCUGCGUUCUAAUAAAUCAUUUAUUCCGCUUUUAGAGUAUUAGUCCAGGACUAGUAAAUACGGAAAUGGUUAAGGAAUUUUACGAUUUGCUGAAAUUGGAACCGUCAAACAUAGCGGAUGCGAUUUUAUACGCUUUAGCAGUACCGCAAUCGGUUAACGUAAGUAGUUAUACCUAUUUCGUUAUACGAAUUGUCAAUUUUUCACAUUAUUAGUGAAACUAUUUUAGAGAGAAUUUUUAAUCGUAUUGAUAGUAAUACCAUUUGUAUGGAUAUUAUUAUAUUAUUGUUUGUUAUUAGAUAAAAUAGAGCUGCUGUCAUGGCCACGUUUGUUUUUCGAACAAUAUUAAUUUUAUUUUUCCUUCACAGAUCACCGAAAUAAUUAUAAGACCAACGGGUGAAACCAUGUUACCUUAUAUCAAAAGCGCAAUGAAUAUUAAUUAGGACAUAAUUAAUAGUAAUAACGAAUCUAUUUUUAUAAUUCCGUGGCUAUGAUUUAUUACGACAUUGAAAAUAAUAUUAUAAAUAUACCAAUACUUUAGUAUUUAACAUGCUUUACACAGGUAACUGUUAAGUGAAUAUUGUAAUUUGUAUUAUUCAUUUUCGAUUGCCUUCUAUAUUUAACGUUAAGUAAGAUAAAUAUAGAAUAAAUUUAGAAUUUUAGUUUGUACGAGUUAUGUGUUUACUUAUUAAAGCUAAAAAAUCAUAAAUUAUAAUUUAAAAGCAAUUACAAUAAUAAAUUCGAAAUUAUAAGCGUGAAUCACAUUGAUAAAUGUGUGACACUAUAAUUGGAUACAAAAAAUGAAAAAAAGGACGGUCAUAUUUCGCGCGAUGGAUGUAGCCAAUGUUGUUGAUGAGAAGUUGGGAAGGUAGGAUAUAGAAGAAAAAUUAAUUUGUAUCUAUAAUCAACAAUAAACCAUUGCUCACGAAAUAACGGUUCCCGAGCACAGUUCAGUUGAUAGUGAUGCUUUGUCAACAAUAUAUAUGCCAUAUUAUAAUAAAAUAAUUAAUUAGGCAUUAUUAUAUUGACAUCGCUACAUUGUUGUACUAAUAAUAUUCUUUAUAAUCCCUAUUGAAUUUAUAUUGUUUGUAAAACUUUUUUUUUUUAAUCGAUAUGUUUACUUUUUGUCGAAAACAUUUCAUUCGAACAUGUACCGCAGAGAUUAUAUUACUAGAUCCUAUAAAAUCAAAUAGUUUCGUAUUAAUUAAUA